AUGAAUCACCCCAACGACAAAGCUGAGGAGAGCCGUGUCGAGCAUGCCGACAUGGGCACUCGUGAAGCUGACAGCGACCCUGCUGCGCCAACUCUGAAGAUCACCCGAGAUGGGUACUGGGAAAACAAGAAGGGUAUCCUCAUGUGCCUCAUCGGAAUGGUCAAUGGCUUCCAGGCCAUGCCAGGUUUCUUGCAUGACUUCGGCUAUCAAGACCCUCACCUGCCAGGAGGUUAUGGUAUCUCUACUACUGUACAACAACUCAUAUCUUCGCUCGUCUCUGCGGGAAUGUUUGUGUCAACCUUCCUAGCCGGCUGGAUCUGCAACAAGACCGGACGUCGAGGCGGUAUCUGGUCCGGCAUUGCUCUUAUGAUCUUGAGUGUCACGAUCCAGAUUGCCGUCAUCAACAAGGGAGCUCUGUACGCUGGUCGUCUCAUCCUAGGGUUCUCUAAUGGUUUACUCAUGGUCUGUGCUCAACUCUACAUGCAAGAAACUGUCCCAGCAAAUCUGAGAUCCUUGAGCUACACAUUCUACCAGUUCUGGAUCAGUUUCGGCGCUCUGCUCGGAGUCAUCGUCAACAAUGAAACCGCCAAGCGCCUCGACCGGUCAUCAUACCGCAUCCCACUGGGUGUCCUUUACAUCGUGCCUAUUCUGCUUGGCAUAGCACUCAUCUUCAUGCCCGACACUCCCCGCUACUACGCCUCCAAGGGCAAGCUCACGCAGGCCGAGCGCGCCCUCCGCUUCCACCGCGACUCCUGCUUCACCGACCUCCAAAUCAAAGAGGAAUUGGCCGAGAUCAACCACACCAUCGAGGCCGACAAGGCCAUGACCAGCACCGUCGGCUACAUGGAGAUGUUCUACAAGCCCAACAUCAAACGCACCCUGACAUCUCUGGGCGUGGCGCUGUUCUCUGCCGCCAACGGUGUGCCCUUCAUCACUCAGUACGGCAUCUACUUCUUCAUGCUCUCGGGCGACCACAACCCGUUUCAGACCGGCGUCAUCCUGCAGUGCGUUGGCUUGAUUGGCGCCAUGUUGACUCCGUUCUUCACGGGCCGCGUCGGCAAGCGCAUCAUUCUCAUGGUCGGCGGCUUCCUGCAGGCCUUGUGCAUGAUGGGCGUCGGCAUCUCGUACUCGGUCCGCGGCAUCGAUGCCGUCAGCGGCAAAGUCAUCAUCGCCAUGGCCAGCAUUUUCCUCUUCGUGGCGUCCGCGUCGACCUCGCCUUACUCCUGGCAGGUGGCGGGCGAGAUCCCCAGCCAGCGUCUUCGAGGCCAUACACUUGGUUUCGCAUCUUCCGUUACCUAUCUUUGCGGCUGGUCCAUCACCUUUACCAUCCCGUACUUCAUCAACCCGACUGAGCUCAAUUGGGGCGCUCAAUACGGCUAUAUCUGGUUUGUCGGCAAUCUCCUGAUUUGCGUCUAUACCUUCUUCGUCAUUCCCGAGACGAACAAGCGGACGCUCGAGGAGAUCGACGAGUGCUAUAACGACAAGGUGCCGAUCCGCAAGUUUCCGCAGCAUGAGUGUGUGUCGACUAUGAACUCACGUAGGGAGGUUGUGAGGAAUAAGGAGGUGGAGUAG
Cyphellophora europaea CBS 101466 is the source of this 1572-nucleotide messenger RNA. RefSeq lists its product as uncharacterized. Bases 1 to 1572 code for a protein of 523 amino acids. Gene Ontology annotation, molecular function: carbohydrate:proton symporter activity. Gene Ontology annotation, biological process: transmembrane transport; carbohydrate transport. The record is from RefSeq and is a predicted model, not a curated record. Gene Ontology annotation, cellular component: membrane. NCBI's taxonomy places the organism in Eukaryota, Fungi, Ascomycota, Eurotiomycetes, Chaetothyriales, Cyphellophoraceae. The transcript has 4 exons.